Molecule: messenger RNA, 933 nt
Organism: Striga hermonthica
Lineage: Eukaryota; Viridiplantae; Streptophyta; Magnoliopsida; Lamiales; Orobanchaceae
Source: the annotation of a GenBank genome assembly
AUGAAUUCGACAUCAACACAAUUUGUGCCUGCAAGGCGGAUGGGCAUAUACGAGCCUAUUCAUCAAAUGGGGAUGUGGAGUGAUUUCAAAGGCAAAACUUAUCUGGAUGAAUCUUCUGUACAGUUGAUUCUUGAUAUUGAUGCUAAACACGACAACCAGUCGGAGGAUACUUCACAUGGAACAGUUGGACCUUUCAAUAAAUACGACCAAGAAGCAAGUAAGCCUGAUAAGGUUCUGAGACGCUUGGCACAGAACCGUGAGGCGGCUCGCAAAAGUCGUCUGCGGAAGAAGGCCUAUGUUCAGCAGUUAGAAAAUAGUAAAUUGAGACUUUUUCAGUUAGAGCAAGAGCUUCAACAAGCCAAGAAACAGGGUUUGUACAUUGGUGGCACUUUAGAUGCUACUGAGCUAGGAUGUGUAGGAACUACAAAUCCAGCUAUUGCUACAUUCGAAGUGGAGUACGGGCAAUGGGUUGAAGAACUAAAUAGACAAAUAUCCGGCUUAGGGAAAGCUCUUCAAUCAAACGUUGGGGAUUUGGAACUCCGGUCGCUCGUUGAUGGUGGAAUGAAGCAUUAUUUUGAUCUUUUUGUGAUGAAAUCUACAGCUGCAAAGGCUGACGUGUUUUAUGUUAUGUCGGGCUUGUGGAAAACGCCGACCGAACGGUUUUUCUUAUGGGUCGGAGGCUUUCGGCCUUCUGAAAUUCUAAGGUUGGAAGCCCUCGUGAGGUUUGUGGCUCAGGCAGAUCAUCUCCGGCAAGAAACUCUUCAGCAGCUAUUGCGAAUUCUUACACCUCGGCAAGCAGCUCGGGCCUUCAUCACCUUAGUGGUUGCGGUGGGGCUAUCCGACGGCUUUGGCUGUGUGGAGUGGGAGGCCGUCUGUUCGCGGCUGGCUGCAGAUGGGCUUGGGAGCCAUAGAGGAGUGAGUGGAAGAUGGUGA